AUGGGUGACUACUCGAAAGCACUUGAAUUUUACGAAAAAUCACAUAAAAUCCUCGAAAAAGCUCUACCUCCGAAUCACCCUCAUUUGGCUAGUUCCUACAACAACAUCGGUCUAGUGUAUAACAACAUGGGUGACUACUCAAAAGCACUUGAACUUUAUGAAAAAUCACUUAAAAUAAGAGAAAAAGAUCUGCCUCCGAAUCAUCCCGAUUUGGCUAGCUCCUACAACAGCAUCGGUCAAGUGUAUAACGACAUGGGUGACUACUCGAAAGCACUUGAAUUUUACGAAAAAGCACAUAAAAUCCUCGAAAAAGCUCUACCUCCGAAUCACCCUCAUUUGGCUAGUUCCUACAACAACAUCGGUCUAGUGUAUAACAACAUGGGUGACUACUCAAAGGCACUUGAAUUUUAUGAAAAAUCACUUAAAAUAAGAGAAAAAGAUCUGCCUCCGAAUCAUCCCGAUUUGGCUAGCUCCUACAACAGCAUCGGUCAAGUGUAUAACGACAUGGGUGACUACUCGAAAGCACUUGAAUUUUACGACAAAUCACAUAAAAUAAGGGAAAAAGUUCUGCCUCCGAAUCAUCCUCAUAUGGCUACUUCCUACAACAACAUCGGUAGAGUGUAUAACAACAUGGGUGACUACUCGAAAGCACUUGAAUUUUACGAAAAAUCACAUAAAAUAAGGGAAAAAGCUCUGCCUCCGAAUCAUCUCGACUUGGCUUCUUCCUACAACAAUAUCGGUGGAGUGUAUAACAACAUGGGUGACUACUCGAAAGCACUUGAAUUUUACGAAAAAGAUCUCGAAAUCAAGAAAAAAGCUCUGCCUUCGAAUCAUCCCGAUUUGGCUCAAUCCUACAACAACAUCGGUGGAGUGUGUUACCACAUGGGUGACUACUGGAAAGCACUUGAAUUUUACGAAAAAUCACAUCAAAUCUUCGAAAAAGCUCUGCCUCUGAAUCAUCCCGAUUUGGCUAGCUCCUACAACAGCAUCGGUCAAGUGUAUAACGACAUGGAUGACUACUCGAAAGCACUUGAAUUUUACGAAAAAGAUCUCGAAAUCACGAAAAAAGCUCUACCUCCGAAUCAUCCCAAUUUGGCUAAUUCCUAUACUUGCAUCGGUCAAGUGUAUAACAACAUGGGUGACUACCCGAAAGCACUUGAAUUUUACGAAAAAUCACAUAAAAUCCUCGAAAAAGCUCUACCUCCGAAUCACCCUCAUUUGGCUACUUCCUACAACAACAUCGGUCUAGUGUAUAACAACAUGGGUGACUACUCAAAAGCACUUGAAUUUUAUGAAAAAUCACAUCAAAUCUUCGAAAAAGCUCUACCUCCGAAUCACCCUCAUUUGGCUAGUUCCUAC
Messenger RNA from Rotaria sordida, 1359 nucleotides. The record is from the annotation of a GenBank genome assembly. Lineage: Eukaryota; Metazoa; Rotifera; Eurotatoria; Philodinida; Philodinidae.